UUAAAACUGGUAUUCAUGAGUAGUGAUUACAGAAAAACUAUACAAUGCCAAGAAAGAAUAAGAGAUCCACUGGAAAUGUUUCAUUCUGGGCACCUGGUAAAAAUAUGUGCUCCUAUGGUUCGAUAUUCAAAAUUGGCUUUCAGGACACUAGUAAGGAAAUACAACUGUGAUCUGUGUUAUACUCCAAUGAUAGUUGCUGCUGAUUUUGUCCGAUCUAUAAAAGCCAGAGAUAGUGAAUUCACCACAAACAAAGGUGAUUGUCCGCUGAUUGUUCAAUUUGCUGCUAAUGAUGCACAACUUUUAUCUGAUGCUGCCCGAAUAGUCUGUCCUUAUGCGAAUGGAAUAGACAUUAACUGUGGUUGCCCUCAGAGAUGGGCCAUAACAGAAGGAUAUGGAGCAUGUUUAAUAAAUAAACCUGAACUUGUUCGAGAUAUGGUUAAACAAGUAAAAAGUCAAGUGGAAAAUCCAAAGUUUUCAGUGUCCAUUAAAAUAAGGAUCCAUGAUGAUCUUACAAGAACUGUAGAUCUUUGUCGGAAAGCUGAAGCAACAGGAGUUUCCUGGAUUACAGUUCAUGGGAGAAAUAUUGAAGAAAGACACCAGCCAGUACACUAUGAUGCAAUUAAAAUAAUUAAAGAAAAUUUAUCUGUACCUAUAAUUGCUAAUGGAGACAUUAAAAGUUUAAAGGAAGCAGAAAAUGUUCAAGAAAUAACUGGGACAAAUGGUAUAAUGGUUGCGAGAGGACUUUUAGCAAAUCCUGCUAUGUUUGCUGGAUAUAAAGAAACUCCCUUGAAAUGCAUCUGGGAUUGGGUUGACAUUGCUCUUGAGCACGGCACACCUUUUAUGUGCUUUCAUCAUCAUUUAAUGUACAUGAUGGAAAGAAUAACAUCAAAGCAAGAAAAAAAGGUGUUUAAUGCUCUGUCAAGUACAACUGCUGUUUUGGAUUAUCUUACAGACCAUUAUAGCAUGUAAAAACUGUGUCAGAUAUAUAAUGUAUAGUUUAUUUUUGACAAAAAUCAAUUGUGGGAGUUUUUUUAAUGUUUGAUUUCUUUAAAUCUUAAAUAGUUCACAAAUAAUGUUCACUAGUAAUGUCAUUUUAUGAUUUUUUUCUGAAAUCAUAAUUCAUAUUUUUGAGAGAAACAUUUUAAAGUAAAACAUUCAUGAUUUUAAUAUAGUUCCUAUAAGAGGACAUAAAAAUUGCUGCAAAUUAAUGAAAAUAACUGCAAAUAAAUUACAAAAACAGCACAAAAAUCCUCAGAAGUGGAGAACUAAAAAUUUGUAUAAAAUUGCUCCUACAGAGUGACACAAGUUCCAUUUGAAAAACCAAAUUCAAAGUGUUUUAUUGAAUUCUACAUUCAUGGAAGCAAAUUUAAAAUAAGUUCCAUUAAAAUUAGUCAUUUUAAUCAGAUUUACUUGUUUCUAACACAUAUAUCCAAGACUUCUUGAAAUUCUAAAAAUGGCAUUAACAAUUUCCGUGACUUCCAGUCUUUGGAGAAAUUGAAAGAGCUUGAUAAACACAUAUUCCUGAAAAACUUAAAUGGCAUUCCCUUUACCAUCUUUGAAAUACUUUCCUAGCUGAAAUGUCUAUAUUGUCAUCUUAAGGAUGAAUGUUUUUAGUAAUGGAUGGUAAAAGGUUUAAGCCCAUCAUACUUGGUUGAAAACAAAAAAAUCAAUUUGUCUUUUUUUUUAAUACAUUAUGCUGGUUUUGAUAAGCAAGUUUUGGUAUUUUUGUGCUUUUCAUUGAUUGAUAACAUUGAGUUCUUUGCUAUGAGAUUUUUAUCAUAUGGACAUGGGGUUUGUGGAGGGAAAAAACUGCUUAAUUAUCAGUAGUGAAGAAUGUGCCACUACUACAAUUAAGUAUUUUAUAUUGAAAUUAGUUCAUUCCUAUAAUUAUUUUGGAUGUCGACAGCAAAUAUUUAUACUUCACUAUAUUAGCAAAUAAAUUCAAAACAUGAUAUCAUUGUUAUUUAAAAACUAUUUUAACUUGAAACUUGUUCUUAAGCAAAUACUUUUUUUUUUGCAAGAUGGUUCUUAUGCUCUGGAAUAUUAUAAUACAAUUUAUUUUUCUAUACAUAUUCCAACUAAAAUUGUAUUGUUAGAACUAUUAAAACUUUCCAUUAAAAUGUGAGAUCUUGGUAGAAACCUUCUUGAUACCUGCUAAAUAAGUGCUCGUUGAUUAAUUGAUGAGACAUGAAGUUAUCCACUGUUAAAUACUGGGGAUUCAAUUCAGCAUUUAAAAAAUACUUAAUACAUACAAGGUCAUGGAAACAAGGUGGCAUAAUAAAUAAAAUAUUGGACUCAGAGACAGAAAA
Molecule: messenger RNA, 2309 nt
Organism: Antechinus flavipes (yellow-footed antechinus)
Lineage: Eukaryota; Metazoa; Chordata; Mammalia; Dasyuromorphia; Dasyuridae
Gene: DUS4L
Product: dihydrouridine synthase 4 like
Exons: 6
Coding region: 16-969 (317 amino acids)
Biological process (GO): tRNA processing
Molecular function (GO): tRNA dihydrouridine synthase activity; flavin adenine dinucleotide binding
Source: RefSeq, a predicted model, not a curated record